CGGAAAAACCGACCUAGGACAUUAUUCCCGGCCCACCUAAGCGGCAGGAAACCGGAAGUGCGCGUUGCGCGCGGCUCUUUUGAGACCUAAAACUGAGGCUGAGCGCGAAGAAAAUGGAUCGGUACUUGCUGCUCGUCACCUGGAGGGAAGGAAAGUGUCGAUCGGUGGCUGGUGGGGAGAGCCAACCCGGGACUGAGGCGGCGUCCCUGGAGAGCGCCGAGAAACAGCCUCACUUGACAGCAUCCAGUAUUUAUCACCUCUUGAAGAGAAGCAUCAACGAUUCAAUCCAUCCAGAUGAUAGCACAUUUCCUGCUUGUUCAGUGGGUGGCACACCUCAUCCCAGGAAGUGGUUCUUUGCCGUGCAGGCAAUAUGCGGAUUUUAUCAGUUUUGUAGUUCUGAUUGGCAAGAGAUACAUUUUGAUGCUGAAAAAGAUAAAAUAGAAGAUGUUCUUCAAGCAAACAUAGAGGAAUGUCAGAGUGCUGCUGAGUGUUUUGAAGACGAUGACAGUAACAGCAGGGAGUCCCUGUCCUGGGCUGACCUAUAUGAAGAAUCAGCAGAAAAUUUGCAUCAGUUAUCAGACAAGCUUCCUGCUCCUGGUAGAGCAUUGAUAGACAUAAUUCUCUUGCCUUCCGACAAAGAUCUUCCUACAUUGAAAGAGUGCUUGCCCACUGUAGGGGCGUUGAAACAUCUGAAGGAGUGGCAUUCAGCCAAAGUUAUCAUAGCAGGAAAUCACUGUGAAAUUAAUUGUCAGAAAAUUGCAGAAUACCUUUCAGCAAAUGUCGUACCUUUCGAGGAGUUCAGAAAUGCCAUUGACUCAAGGGAGUUGUGGAGGGGAGAGAUUCAGAUACGGGAGAGAAAGUUUGGAUUUGAAAUUAGUUUUCCUGAAUUUUGUUUAAAGGGAGUUACACCUACGAGUGUUAGUACAUGUAAUUUAAAUCCCUGCUUUCUUGCCAAAAAGAUAGCACCAUCGAAGGAUAAGACUGUUCUACCUAAGGUUUUCCAUUAUUAUGGUCCUGCUUUAGAAUUUGUGCAGAUGAUAAAAUUAUCAGAUCUACCCUCCUGUUACAUGUCUGACAUGGAAUUCGAGUUAGAGGUGACCAGAAAUUGCACGAGGCAGAAUUCCAUGUUGCUGUUGGAACAGCUCUCUUCUCUGUGUGGCAAGGUUGGUGCUCUUUUUGUAUUGCCAUGUACUGUUAGUAACGUACUCAUUCCGCCUCCCAACCAACUGGCUUCAAGAAAGUGGAAGGAAUACAUAGCUAAAAGGCCCAAGACAAUUAGUGUUCCAGAUGUCGACGUGAAAGGCGAGUACUCCAGCUAUUACCUCCUGUUGCAAGGCGAUGGCAGGACCAAGUGCAGGGCCACACUGCUUCACUCGGCCAGCCAGAUCAACGGCUCCUUUGUACUCAGUUUCAUUCACGGGAGGAUGAAAACAGAGACAGAGGAAGCCAAGUGUAGUUUUCCUUUUGACUUCUCAUCACUCCCAAGUUUUUCUGAGGAGCAGAUUUUACAGAGGGAGAAACAGUUAGCCAGUGUUCAAGUUUUGGCUUUGAAAGAAUGCCUGAAAAGAAGGAAGGCUGCAAAUCAGCCCGAAGCAGUUUCUGCUGAUGAACUCAAAAGUCUGUUGGUGCUCACAAGGGAUCGCUUCCUGGGUCAUUUUGAUGCUCUCACCCCGAAAGCGAUUUUAACACAGACAGACAAAAUGAAAGCUGCUGGUAUGGUAAAUGAUACCAGUACAACUGAACCUUGUUCUUCAAGUCUAAUGAAAACCAACCCUCUGGAAUGGCCAGAAAGACACGUUCUUCAGAAUUUAGAAACUUUUGAAAAAACUAAACAAAAAAUGAGAGCUACUUCAUUGCCUCGGUCAUCUGAACGGUUGCUGGGCCAUAAAGAGGGUCCCCGGGACUCCAUCCCAUUAUUGGAUGCUAAAGAACUGCUGAAAUAUUUCACCUCGGAUGGAUUACCAGUUGGAGAUCUGCAACCGUUACAGAUUCAAAGAGGGGAAAAAACUUUGCUUCUGACACCGGAACUUAGUCCCCGGAAACUUCAGGUCUUACCUUUUGAAAAAGCCUCUGAAUGCCAUUACCACGGGAUUGAAUAUUGCUUGGAUGACCAAAAAGCUUUAGAAAGAGAUGGGGGAUUUUCUGAACUUCAGUCUCGUCUGAUUCGUUAUGAGACCCAGACCACCUGCACCAGGGACAGCUUUCCAGUCCCCACCGUGUUGAGCCCUCUUCCGUCCCCUGCCGUUCUGUCAGAGCCUCGGAGUGUCCCCGAUGGAGAAGCACUACAAAGCGAGCUCCGAACUGAAGUUUCUGGAUUGAAAAGGAGAUCUAAAGACCCGAGUUGCCAUUACCCCCAGAAAAGGCUCAUGAAAUCAGAAAGUUCUGAUGGUCUGCUUUCUCAGACAAGCUGCGGUAGUCAUUACCGGCAGGCGGGGACAUCCAAAAAGCCGCAGGCGGAGUGGUCUGGGUCAAUGCUUCCAGUCUCUAGUCGCGAGGCUUCCAAAGUCACAGCAAAGACCAGUUCGGGACAAAAAAGUGUCCAGGUGUCCAAACCGUCAAAACAAAUGAAGGAAUCGCGAUCACAGAAACACACUCGGAUGCUGAAGGAAGUGGUGGAGGAGACCUUGCGGAAGCACCGCAUCACCGAGGCCCACGAGUGCUUCUCUGCGUGCAGCCAGAGACUCUUUGACAUCUCCAAGUUCUACCUAAAGGAUCUUAAAACCUCAAGGGGUCUCUUUGAAGAAAUGAAGAAAACUGCCAACAACAACGUGGUGCAGGUGAUCGAAUGGGUGUUAGAAAAGAUGAGCAAGAAAUAAGCUGUGACUUCUUCCAUUCCAUAGAAAACGGUACACAGCCUAUAAACUUUACUCAAAGAGUAGAUGCCACAUUUGUAAAGAGGACCCCUAGUGUCCUGUGUUUAUAUAGUUUUAGUGAUGCUCAAUGAAUGUAUUUUUAAUUAAUGCACUUAUUUUUACAGCUUCACAGUGUUUUUAUCUUAUUUUUAUACAUUUUAAAUGUUUGAACUCUUGGUUAUUUAAUUGUUCAAUAAACAGUACUAUUUCUUUA
Molecule: messenger RNA, 3066 nt
Organism: Peromyscus californicus insignis
Lineage: Eukaryota; Metazoa; Chordata; Mammalia; Rodentia; Cricetidae
Gene: Mtbp
Product: MDM2 binding protein
Exons: 22
Coding region: 114-2816 (900 amino acids)
Biological process (GO): regulation of protein ubiquitination; protein localization to kinetochore; traversing start control point of mitotic cell cycle
Cellular component (GO): kinetochore
Source: RefSeq, a predicted model, not a curated record